AUGGUUAAAUUGAACGAGUUGGGCUUCCAGCUGCUCCCGCACCCACCGUAUUCGCCAGAUUUGGCCCCCAGCGACUAUUUCCUAUUCGCUGAGCUCAAAAAAAUGCUCGCUGGGAAGAAAUUUCGAUCGGAUGAGGAGGUCAUCGCCGAAACUGAUGCGUAUUUUGAGGGUCAGCCAAAAUCGUUCUACAAAACCGGCAUCGAACGUUUGGAAAGGCGUUGGACUGAUUGUAUUGCCUUAAAAGGAAACUAUAUUGAUGAAUAAAUUCGAAUUUUUAUGUAACACUUGUGUUUUCUUUG
Trachymyrmex septentrionalis is the source of this 299-nucleotide messenger RNA. Its product is annotated as histone-lysine N-methyltransferase SETMAR-like. Gene Ontology annotation, molecular function: nucleic acid binding. The coding region runs from base 1 to 264 and encodes 87 amino acids. The record is from RefSeq and is a predicted model, not a curated record. The transcript has a single exon. NCBI's taxonomy places the organism in Eukaryota, Metazoa, Arthropoda, Insecta, Hymenoptera, Formicidae.